UUUAAUAACUCUUUUAGAAUCUGUUUCUUAUACCCAUCAGCCUACGUGGGAUGGUUGUCAGCAGUUGCUAAAUGUUUUGUUUACUACUGAAGAAAGGGAACGAAUAAAAACAGAGGCAAGGAAAGCUGUUCUGGGCAGGGACGGGGAACCAACCUCCGACCUAGCCCAGAUAGAGGAAGUGUUCCCCAGAACAAGACCAGAUUGGGACCCUAAUACCUCUGCAGGAGAUAGGAGCCUCACCCGAUACCGCUCAACUCUAUUAAAGGGUCUAAAAGGUGCGGGAAGAAAGCCUACCAACUUGUCUAAAGUCACUGAGGUUAAACAGGAGCCAAAGGAAAGCCCUACUGCCUUUCUUGAAAGGCUACAAGAGGCUUACCGAGUAUACACACCUAUAGACCCUAGCGCCCCAGCUAAUCAAGCAGCUCUAGUUAUGCAGUUUGUAGCUCAGUCAACUGAUAUUAGAAAGAAGUUGCAAAAGUUAGAAGGGUUUGAGGGCACGUCUCUCUCUGAGCUCCUGGCAGUGGCCCAAAAGGUUUUCGAUAACAGAGAAGACCCAGCUGAGGCAACCCGAGCUCUUACUCAGAAAAUGGCAAAGGUACUUUUGGCCACAGAAGCCGGGAGCCGUCGGCCCCGAAGCCUUCCUAGAAGGGGAGAUUUCAGCAAAAAGCAGCGAUGGCCCAACCAGCCAUGCCUUGGGAAAAAUCAGUGUGCUGUGUGCAAGGAAGAGGGGCACUGGAAAAACGAGUGCCCCAACCAAGGACAGAGAAAACCCAAAGAACCCUCCACCCCCUUUCUGGUGGAAGAGCUAGAGUGACGGGGCCGGGGUUCAGCACUCCCCCCUGAACCCAGGGUAACUCUCAUGGUGGGGAAAAAACCAAUUAAUUUCCUAGUGGACACUGGGGCAACUCAUUCAGUGCUCACCUCGCCCAUUGGCCCCCUCUCAAAGAACACAGCAAAAAUUGUUGGAGCCACAGGAAAGGUAAAAGCAUAUCCAUGGUCAUCAGCCAGAAUUUCUAAUUUAGGAAAAGGAACUGUGACUCACUCUUUCUUAGUCAUUCCAGAAUGCCCUACCCCCCUCCUGGGAUGAGACCUGCUCAGCAAACUGAAGGCCACCAUCUCCUUCAAAGAAGACUCCAUGCAGGUACAAACAGGGGCCGGGACCCUGCUGGUUUCAUUUCCAAUUGUAGAAGAGUACCGCCUCUUCUCAGCAGCAGAUGCCAAAAAGGAACCCCAAGACUCUGGGGAACUCCUAAAAAAAUGGAAAGCCACAAUCCCUGAUGUGUGGGCAGAGACAAACCCCCCCAGGGCUGGCUAAACAUCGGGCACCCAUUGUAGUACAACUGCAAAGUUCUGCCACUCCAAUUCGAAUAAAACAAUACCCAAUCAGCCAAGAGGCCCGGAGUGGAAUCAGCAAACAUAUUGCCCUACUAAAGGCAGCUGGAAUUCUAAUACCCUGCCAGUCUAAUUGGAAUACUCCACUCCUUCUGGUCAAAAAGGCCCAAACUGGUGACAACCGGCCAGUGCAGGAUUUAAGAGAGGUCAAUAAGCGAGUAGAAACCAUCCACCCGACGGUGCCUAACCCAUAUACCUUGCUCAGCUUACUAAAGCCUGAGCACUGUUGGUAUACUGUGUUAGAUUUAAAGGAUGCUUUCUUUUGUCUACCUCUGGCAAAAGAAAGCCAGAAAUUGUUUGCCUUUGAAUGGACUGACCCCGAGAAGGGAGAAAUGGCCAGCUCACGUGGACACGACUCCCACAGGGGUUCAAAAACUCGCCCACCAUCUUUGAUGAGGCUCUAAGCCAAGAUCUACAAGAGUUUCGCCAAACCCAUGACUAGGUAACUCUACUUCUAUAUGUCGAUGAUGUAUUGCUGGCUGCCGCAACCCAGACAGACUGUAAAGCUGCUACAGAAGACUUGCUAAAAACCUUAAGCCAACUGGGCUAUAAGGUUUCUGCCAAAAAGGCCCAGCUGUGUACAAAAAUCGUCACCUACCUGGGGUAUGAGUUAAAGGAUGGCAAUCGAACUUUGUCAAACAGCAGAAUCCAGGCCAUCCAAGCUAUACCCAAACCCACCACCAAAAAGCAGGUACGUGAGUUCCUGGGGCAGUAGGAUACUGCCGCUUGUGGAUCCUGGGCUUUGCAGAAAUAGCCAAACCACUCUAUGCCGCUGCUGGAGGAAAAAGGGCUGAACUAGUAUGGACGGAUGUAGAAGAAAAGGCUUUCCGGGAGCUGAAGACUGCACUGGUAAGAGCUCCGGCCCUAGCCCUUCCUAACCUCGAAAAGCCCUUUCACCUUUUUGUUGCAGAAGCAAAUGGAGUAGCAAAAGGUGUGCUGGUGCAGGCUCUCGGGCCCUGGAAGCGGCCCGUAGCAUAUCUCUCCAAGAGACUCGACCCAGUAGCUGCUGGAUGGCCAAAUUGCCUGAGAGCUAUUGCAGCCACCGCCUUGCUGGUAAAGGAAGCCUCAAAGCUUACUUUUGAUCAAAACCUCGUCAUCACUGCUCCUCACAAUGUAGAACAACUCCUCCGAGCCCCUCCCGACAGAUGGUUCUCAAAUUCCAGAAUCACUCAGUACCAAGUCCUGCUCCUGGACCCACCAUGGGUAAGCUUCAGCCGCACGGCUGCUCUAAACCCUGCUACCCUUUUGCCUGUACCAGACCCAGUCGCUGCCCCGCUGCAUGACUGUGAAGAAGUCUUGGACGCCCUGACUUCCAUAAGACCAGACCUAUCAGAUGUCCCUCUGUCAGACGCAGAGGAAACCUUGUUCACGGAUGGCAGCUGCUUCAUGGAAAACGGAACUCGAAAGUCAGGAGCAGCAGUGGUCACCGAAAAGCAAGUACUUUGGGCACAGGCUCUGGGUCCACAAACUUCUGCUCAAAAGGCUGAACUAAUCGCUUUAACCAAAGCACUAGAGUGGAGCAAAGGAAAAAGGGUGAACAUUUACACGGAUAGUCGGUACGCAUUUGCCACUGUCCACAUUCAUGCAAGUAUCUACAAAGAAAGGGGACUAUUAACCGCAGGAGGGAAGGACAUUAAGCAUGCCACAGAAAUUCUAAACCUCCUCACCGCGAUAUGGGCCGCACAAAGGGUGGCUAUCAUGCAUUGCAGAGGGCACCAAAAAAACUCCUCCCCCAUAUCUAACGGUAACCGGCUAGCUGACCAAGCCGCACGCCAAGUAGCCUGCUCUGAAACCAUCCUGCCCCUGCUGGAACCCUCUAGCAGCCUCGGACCUCCCGAUUACUCACAAGCUGAAGAGGAGUUGGCCCAAAAGUAUAGUGGAAAGACAUCAGCAUCUGGAUGGAUUACCUUGGAAGAUGGCAGAAAAUUGUUGCCCCAAGCCGUGGGGAUAAAAUUAAUUAAACAAAUGCAUGCUAAGCUACACCUCAGUGGGCCAAAAUUGGCAGAGCUCCUACACAAAGUUUAUGUAAUUAAAGGACUGUACCAGCUAACCAGGAGUGAAGCUGCAAGGUGUCCAGCAUGUGCUCAGGUAAAUGCUAACCCUGUCCCAAUCCCUCACCCAGGACAAAGAUAGCGUGGAAAAGCACCAGGAGAGCACUGGGAAGUUGAUUUUACCGAACUUCCACGGGCACCAGGAAACUCCAGGCUUUACAAGCAGUGCACCAGCGAAUCAGAAGCCACGUGCCGUCCAACCAGGCUCCAGCCCGCAACGAGGAGAGCCGAAAACCUCUCUUCAGCCCCGGCAAUCUAGUAUGGGUGAAAAAACUAAGCCCAGGUCAACUGGAACCACGCUGGGAGGGACCAUACCCUGUUGUCCUGAGCACCCCGACUGCAGUAAAAGUUGCAGGAAAGCAACAUUGGAUACACCACACCAGACUAAAGAAGGCGGCCGAAAACGAAAGCAAGACAUGGAAACUGAGUCCCCAGCCCAAAGAAGGCUCGCUCAAGCUAAAGUUUGUUUGUUCCUAAGCCUGGUCGUUACAGGUCUCAGCAGCAUAGAGGCGGCAUCAAAUCCCCAUAAUUCAAAAGAAUAUAUGUGGACUCUUUCUCUCACCCGAAGCGGAGCAAGCCUACAACAAAUCGUAAGCCAGACAUCUAAAGAGGCACCUGUUUUUAAGGUUGAUCUCUGCCAGUUAAUGAACAAAGACUGGAAAGUUGUCUCAAGGGGGGGUUGUACAACCCACGAAGGAAAAGAAAUUCUCGCCUAUACCCCCAUAUAUGGAUGCCCCCGUACUUUUGGGACUAGCACCUACUUACCAACUUGUGGAACUUAUGAAGAUUAUUAUUGUGCAAAGUGGGGAUGUGAGACUAUAGCCGGGUGGUUGCCAGCUUCACAAAAAGACCGCCUCAUUACCGUCAGCCGCAUAUCAUCCACUACCACUAUUCAGAUAGCGGUGCUUCAACCUAACAGCUUUGUUUGGCAAGGGGGUAAGACUUGGGGACUAAGACUUUGGACUUACGGGCAUAAUCCAGGAGCUGAAAUUACCAUACAAAAAACAGAGAUGCCGAGACCCAAAAUUUCUGUGGGCCCUUUAAACCAAGUACCUGUAAUAGCCCCUCGAGCACGUCCCACCCUCACUCGACCACCUCCAACAACCUCUGGGCCAACUCCCCCUCCAAAUACCGCUAAAAUUAGUGACCUAGACGUUCCAAAAAUAGAAGAAAAACCUGUGUUAAAAACACUUGACAUUAUGUUUUCCUUUUUAAAUCAUACUAACCCAAAUGCCACUAAUGGUCCUUAGAACUAAUUAUCAAGCCCUAGCAGACGCGGAAAUUGAAGAAUCAACGAUUUGAUUUACUUAACUAAAAGAGGAGGGAAUGUUAAGGCCUAACAUAGUAAAAUAAUUUGCCUUAAGUUACUCCAUUUUGAAAAGGUUAAAAGCCAUCCUCCAUUUUAAGACAGGAAUGUUAUUUUAAGAACGAGUCACUGUGAGCUUGCAAAGUUCCGCUUGGAAAUGUCAGAAGUUUUGCCAGAACAUCUGGUCCGAGAUAAACUGGGCAGGACAUACCGAACUGCCCACAUCCUUCCUGUUAUCUCAUGCAAACAUUCUUCCCCUCUCCGCGCUCUACCCCCUCGCUUUGCUGGUCUGAAGUGUUUAAAAGGACAGAAAAAUCUUUGCCGGACGCUUCAGUUUUGGACCCUGCGUGGCCAUGCUGUAGCCCAAAUCCGGAUUUGCCUUUUUGUAAUAAAGUUUUGCUUUGUUACUCCGCA
Echinops telfairi (small Madagascar hedgehog) is the source of this 5163-nucleotide messenger RNA. Its product is annotated as MLV-related proviral Env polyprotein-like. The transcript is spliced from 2 exons. Lineage: Eukaryota; Metazoa; Chordata; Mammalia; Afrosoricida; Tenrecidae. The coding region runs from base 3485 to 4693 and encodes 402 amino acids. The record is from RefSeq and is a predicted model, not a curated record.